Messenger RNA from Malania oleifera, 2073 nucleotides. RefSeq names its product probable lysophospholipase BODYGUARD 3. The transcript is spliced from 4 exons. Lineage: Eukaryota; Viridiplantae; Streptophyta; Magnoliopsida; Santalales; Ximeniaceae. Bases 240 to 1733 code for a protein of 497 amino acids. The record is from RefSeq and is a predicted model, not a curated record.
UGAACUGAACCCCUAGUUUUGGAGGGGUCAAGAGGUUCCCCCCUUCCUCUCUUUCUCCAAACAAACUUUUCCGGUAAUAUAUAUACCUGAAAUACCCACCAAGCUCCAUUCUCCCCUUUCUUCAGUUCCUCUCACACACAUUUCUUCUCCACAUUCUCGCCAAUGGCUGCUCCUGCAUUCCCCCUCUGAGCUCCCUCCAACUCCAUCUCCAUACAUAUAUACACACACAUCUCCUUCGUAUGUUGUACACGCACAUGCACAUCUCGGCAACAAUGGACGUACUCGCCGAAAAAGCGAAAUGGGUUUUGGCAUUGAUUGGGAGACUCAUAAACGAAACUCUGGGAUUCAUCGUCUUCUCCUUCCUAGAUCUCCUCGACUUCGUCCUCUGUUUCGUUUACAAAGCGGUGGACUUCCUUGUGGAGUCCGAGUGGAAGCCCUGCUACUGCGGCUCCUCCGCCAAGGAGGCCGCCGUCACAGGCGGAGGAGGCAAGAUCCUAGUCGUCUCCGAGCCCGGACAGUCCAAGGUCGUGCGCCUCAUCUCCAGCAAGCUUCAGCUGGAAGAGAUAUCCGACACGCUCUACACUCGCCCCUCCUCUCUCUCGGAAGUGUCGAAGUUUACGGUCGGGGAGCUGAGACGGCUCAACAGGGUGGAUGACGUGGCAGUGGUCAAAUCUAGCAAGAAAGCAGGGUCCGUGAGGUCGACGGUCACAGUUAACUCCACCGUGAUAGAGAUGAUACAGGGGAAGAUCGGAGGGCAAAGAUUGUAUCCUGUUCCUCGGUGGUCGGAUUGCGACUGUGGGACCUGCACUUCUUGGUCCUCCUCCGCCGCUAAAGGAAGUGCUCUUUUCGUUCGGACACAUGGCGCUAAAAGCGGGAAAGCGCGGGAGAACGUAUUGUUCAUCCACGGGUUCAUAUCGUCGUCGGCGUUUUGGACGGAAACGGUGUUCCCGAACUUGUCGGUGGCGGCGAAGUCGAGCUACCGGCUGUUCGCGGUGGACCUCUUGGGGUUCGGCCGGAGCCCGAAGCCUACUGACUCGCUGUACACGCUGAGAGAGCACUUGGACAUGAUAGAGAAAUCGGUGCUGGAGCCGCACAGAGUGAGAUCCUUCCACAUCGUCGCCCAUUCCUUGGGUUGCAUUCUCGCCCUCGCCCUUGCCGCUAAAUAUCCCGGCUCCGUCAAGUCCCUCACCCUCCUUGCCCCUCCAUAUUUCCGGGUACCGAAGGGCGAGCAGGCGACGCAGUACGUGCUGAGAAGGAUAGCGCCGCGGCGCGUGUGGCCGCUGAUAGCGUUCGGCGCCUCCUUGGCCUGCUGGUACGAGCACAUCAGCCGCACCGUCUGCCUCCUCAUCUGCAAGCACCACCGCCUCUGGGAAUUUCUCACCAAACUCCUCACCCGCAACAGGAUUAGGACGUUCCUAUGUGAAGGAUUCUUCUGCCACACACACAACGCCGCGUGGCACACCCUUCACAACAUCAUAUGUGGGACCGCCGGUAAAAUCGAUGGAUACUUGGACGCCGUCAGAUCGCAGCCGGACUGCCACGUGGCCCUAUUCCACGGCCGUGAUGACGAGCUCGUCCCCACCGAAUGCAGCUACAGCCUGCAGAGCAGAAUCCCCCGGGCCCGCCUGAAGGUGGUGGAGAAGAAGGACCACAUCACCAUCGUCGUCGGCAGGCAGAAGGCCUUCGCCAGAGAACUAGAGGAGAUCUGGCAGAAAUCGAACGGCUCCGAUUAACCCACCUCUCGCCACAGAAUAAGAAAAAUGAAUGCGAAGCACCAAAUUAAAGUGGACCCAACAAAGAAAUUAGUGUAGGGUUCCUUUUUUCCUUGAGAAAUUUUUGGGACCACUACAAAAGUGCCACGUAUAUGGCUCAACCUUUCUUAUUCGACCCUUAAAUGAGUAGGCAUUUUGUAAAAUCGUGAUAUGCCUACGUCAUAAAAUAAGAAUGGUUGGAGACUAUCACUGAAACUCAUAAUUAUACAAAAAUUUCUCUUUUAAUUAAGUGUAAUGUCCCUGUGCGUUUCUAAAAAAUUACUUUUUAAUAUUUAUAUUUAUAUAUUCAUAUAUUUAUUAU